GAAGGGCUGUAGCGAAGCUGGCUGUGUUUAAGGCCGGUGUGGGAACGCUCGCGCUGACCCCCGUCGCUCGUCCUCAGGACCGUGGUUUGUGCGUGUUGUCUGUGCGGGGUGCCCGUCGGGGAGGGUGCCCGGCCAGCGCUCGGACUCGCAGGGGAAGCGCCCACGGGGACGUGCUUGGUUGUUUUUUCCUGUAUGAAGCGGUUGGCACCACUGAAGUGACCGAAUGAGAGACUCUACAGGGGCAGGCAAUUCACUGGUCCACAAGCGGUCUCCUUUACGUCGAAACCAAAAGACCCCAACAUCCUUGACCAAGCUGUCUUUACAGGAUGGAUAUAAAGUCAAAAAGCCAGUAUGUAAAUUUGAAGAGGGUCAGGAUGUCCUAGCUAGAUGGUCAGAUGGCUUGUUUUAUCUUGGAACUAUCAAAAAGAUAAACAUAUUAAAACAGAGCUGCUUCAUCAUUUUUGAAGACAGUUCUAAAUCCUGGGUUCUCUGGAAGGACAUCCAAACAGGAGCCACUGGAAGUGGGGAAAUGGUCUGUACAAUAUGUCAGGAAGAGUAUUCAGAAGCUCCCAAUGAAAUGGUUAUAUGUGAUAAGUGUGGCCAAGGAUAUCAUCAGUUGUGUCACACACCUCACAUUGAUUCCAGUGUGAUUGAUUCAGAUGAAAAAUGGCUCUGUCGACAGUGUGUUUUUGCAACAACAACAAAGAGGGGUGGUGCGCUUAAGAAAGGACCAAAUGCCAAAGCAUUGCAAGUCAUGAAGCAGACAUUACCCUAUAGUGUGGCAGACCUUGAAUGGGAUGCAGGUCAUAAAACCAAUGUCCAGCAAUGUUACUGCUAUUGUGGAGGCCCUGGAGACUGGUAUUUAAAGAUGCUACAGUGCUGCAAAUGUAAGCAGUGGUUUCACGAGGCUUGUGUGCAAUGCCUUCAAAAGCCAAUGUUAUUUGGAGACAGGUUUUAUACAUUUAUUUGCUCUGUCUGCAGUUCUGGACCUGAAUACCUCAAACGUCUACCAUUACAGUGGGUAGAUAUAGCACACUUAUGCCUUUACAACCUAAGUGUUAUUCACAAGAAGAAAUACUUUGAUUCUGAACUUGAGCUUAUGACAUACAUUAAUGAAAACUGGGAUAGAUUGCACCCUGGAGAGGGAGAAAUAAUUCCUGUAAGGAUAUCAAGACCAGCCCUCUCAUCCUCCUGUUUGUUGCCUGAUGAGUAGGGGAAAAUAUGUAGGAGGAGGAAGUAAAUUUCUUUAAUCUUUCAUAUUCUGAAGUGAGAAUCAUUGUAGUUAAAGAUAGAAGGGAGGGAGAAAUCAUUAUUGGUUACCUUACUUAUGGUUCCUCCUCCUCCUAUGUUUUCCAUCAACUUUAGAGAUGUAACUAACACUCUUCUUUACAAAUUUCUUGUUGGUACUUGCUUGUAAAUCUUUGACUUCUGGGAAUGUUAGGACCCAUUAAUAGUGUUAAAAGAAUGAGUUAGAGCAGGGGUCCUCAAACUACGGUCCGCGGGCCACAUGCAAAUACAAAUAUUGUAUUUGUUCCCGUUUUGUUUUUUUACUUCAAAAUAAGAU
This is a messenger RNA of Myotis myotis, 1564 nucleotides long. Its product is annotated as metal-response element-binding transcription factor 2-like. Gene Ontology annotation, biological process: regulation of DNA-templated transcription; chromatin organization. Gene Ontology annotation, cellular component: nucleus. The transcript has a single exon. Gene Ontology annotation, molecular function: chromatin binding; DNA binding. The record is from RefSeq and is a predicted model, not a curated record. Bases 224 to 1213 code for a protein of 329 amino acids. Lineage: Eukaryota; Metazoa; Chordata; Mammalia; Chiroptera; Vespertilionidae.